Xenopus laevis (African clawed frog) is the source of this 1138-nucleotide messenger RNA. RefSeq names its product late endosomal/lysosomal adaptor, MAPK and MTOR activator 5 S homeolog (gene lamtor5.S). Bases 123 to 398 code for a protein of 91 amino acids. Gene Ontology annotation, biological process: cellular response to amino acid stimulus; positive regulation of TORC1 signaling; negative regulation of apoptotic process. The record is from RefSeq and is a predicted model, not a curated record. Gene Ontology annotation, molecular function: guanyl-nucleotide exchange factor activity. Lineage: Eukaryota; Metazoa; Chordata; Amphibia; Anura; Pipidae. Gene Ontology annotation, cellular component: cytoplasm; Ragulator complex; lysosome. The transcript has 5 exons.
CUUAGAGCAACAGCUCCACCUCCUGUAAAUCUAACAAUCAGCUGACCGGGAGGGUCACGUGAGCACACACCCGGAACAGGAACUGCUUUUAGUUUUGCUUAACAGGAAAGAGCAAGUGAGACAUGGAAGCGGCUUUGGAGCAGCAUUUGGAAGAUACAAUGAAAAACCCAUCAAUUGUUGGAGUUUUGUGUACAGAUUCACAGGGGCUGAAUCUGGGAUGUUGUGGAAGCCUUUCUGAUAAACAUGCUGGUGUGAUCUCCAUUCUUCCCCAGUAUGCAGCCAAGCUUACUACAGACCCCACAGAUGUGCCAGUUGUGUGCCUAGAAUCUGACAAUGGAACGGUUAUGAUUCAAAAACAUGAUCAUCUGACUGUAGCAGUUCACAAAGUGACGUCGUAACAUCAUUCUGCAGAGCAAAUAGUAUGUUUGUGCUUUCGCCUAACCUUUUUAUAUGGUACAAGACACAUUAGUGUAGCCUUUCCCAGCUCAAAGCAAAAAAAGCUGCAGCCCAGAUUUGCUUGGUAUUUUUGCAAUAACAAUACACCUGAUGCCAUUUAGAAAUUGUGUGUUGCAGUAAUACAUUUCUGUCUGAAGCGCGAAAGAGGUUCUAUAUAAAGUAUUGUUUGUGUACCUAACAGGAAUAUGUGCUUCAAUAACAUUUUUGCUGUAAUCAUUUAUUCACUUAAUAUGGCUUACCGGAAGUAAAUGUUCCAUUACCUAUACUGAGGAAAUGCAAAAUGGGUAUAACAAUCUUUUUAUAAAAUAGAAUACCUAAAUUUUUGUUAAAGUCUUGUUUUAGCCAAGGUAACUAAUCCACAGUCACAGUCCUCUGGCACAGUUGCUGCAGUGUUAAGCAUCAAAAACAGUGCUGGGCCUGCAGAUAACAUUGUAAAAUGCAUGUUUUGGGACAGUAAUGGCCAUGAAACACUCAAAAAUACCUAUGAAUUGCAAAGCAUCAAGGUCAUCUGCCCCAAACUACUUGAUUCUUUUAAAUAUGCAGAAAGAAGCAUUUGUUUUUGUUAUAUAGCAUGUGUUUAUGUGCAUAACUUCCUUUGUAUAAAGAUCUUUUCAAACCAUUCUACACAAACAUGUUCAUGUGCUCAGUUAUUAAACCUAAGCAAAAUAAACGACUUUCUGUU